This is a messenger RNA of Pleuronectes platessa (European plaice), 1324 nucleotides long. RefSeq lists its product as uncharacterized. The transcript has 4 exons. Lineage: Eukaryota; Metazoa; Chordata; Actinopteri; Pleuronectiformes; Pleuronectidae. Bases 42 to 656 code for a protein of 204 amino acids. The record is from RefSeq and is a predicted model, not a curated record.
ACCAAGAGUGGCCCUCCUCUCAGAAGUGAAGAAAAGAAACAAUGAGGAGAAUGUGGCAAAUGAUGGACAAGACCUUUGCUUACAGGAGGCAACAAGUAGUUCGGGAGGCACCAAUGAUAGCUGAUUUCAAAACAAGGUGGCCUGCUCUCUUCCAUGUGCAUGAGGUGUGUGUGGAACUCAAGAGAAUCAAAACAAUCCAUUUAGAGUUAACGUUCUUCUCUGAGCUGGAUGCUCACUCUGCAGACCUAAUCCAGUUGUUUGCUAAGACAGGCAGAGUUCAAGGGAGGCGGAUCAGAAGCAUCAUGGUAGCCAUGACUGAGACUGAUGAAGAUCCAGAGAAGCUGGUGAAAGAAUACCUGAGCGAUGUUAAAAGGAGUCUGGAGGCUAUGGCAGAGACGGUCUUUGGAGUCUUUGUCAUUCGACACCACGGUGCAGGGCCCAGUGAGAACCCAGAGGAUGUCAGAAUUAUUCUGGAGGGUGUAAAGGUGUUGAAUGAGUUGAGGUAUGUGCCUUUUGCAGUGGCAGUGUUGCUUGCGCUCGUGUAUGCUCUAAACCGUAGCUACCCCAGAGAGCUAAAAUACACCUUUGAAGCUCUGCAGAAGAUCAAGUACAUGACUGAGCUCAUCCUCACCUUAGGAAAAACACCUUGUGACUAAAAAUCAGUUAAACUCUUGUUCGAUCAAAACAUAAGUGAAGUUAAAAUACUCAGACUGCAAGAAGGUUUUUUCAAGGAUUCUCUAAAGUAAAAAAAAAAAUGUCUUCCACAAUAUUUUAGAUUUACCACUGUUUGCUUUUAUGUCAAAUGUCCCUAACUGUGAAAUGUUUUUGUUGGCACUUUAAAUUUUUUUUAAUCAUUUAAGCAGUGUUUUGUUUAUAAUGUUCAAGUCUUGACAUUGAGCAGGCUGUAGAAUUCAUUGAACCUCAGUUUCUGAUGUUAUGUUCACUGUUACAUUCUAAAUAUGUUGUACUGAUGUUGAAGUGGAAUGUGAAAUGUUUCAAGGGAAAUGUGAGUCUAAUGCUGGCCUUACACUGUAAGGUUCUCGUCAAAUUUAUGCCCUGGCCCCGCCCAACAAUCGACAGAAAAAUCUGGUCUGCGACAUUGUCAGUCUUGAUUGAGUGUGGUACAGAUUAAUUGUAAGCCUUGAUUGGCUCAUAUAGGGUCGGGGGGUUCCCCAAUAAUGUAAAACAAUUUCGAAAUUUGUUGAAUCAGACUUCUCCAAAACUUUCCAUCUCUAAACCAUUCCCUUGGCCGCGAUAAUUCUAAUGGAAUCCUGUCAUAUGUGAUGGCUACUAGACAGUGCCCCAUUUCUUAACAGCACUUUGA